AUGAAUGUAUUAGUCUACAAUGGGCCGGGGACUACGCCAGGAUCAGUUAAGCAUGCCGUGGAAAGUUUACGUGACUUUUUGGAGCCUUAUUAUGCAGUGAGUACUGUCAAUGUUAAAGUAUUACAGACAGAACCAUGGAUGUCAAAGACCUCUGCCGUGGUGUUUCCAGGCGGUGCGGAUCUUCCAUACGUUCAAGCUUGUCAGCCUAUCAUCCCUCGAUUGAAACAGUUUGUUAGCAAACAAGGUGGUGUCUUCAUUGGAUUUUGCGCAGGAGGUUAUUUCGGCACUAGUCGUGUAGAAUUUGCUCAAGGUGACCCUACAAUGGAAGUAUCAGGAAGCAGAGACUUGCGCUUCUUUCCAGGAACAAGUAGGGGACCUGCGUACAACGGAUUUCAGUACAAUAGCGAGGCCGGAGCACGUGCAGUUGGAUUAAAUCUUCCAGAUGGCUCACAGUUCUCAACUUAUUUCAAUGGAGGAGCUGUUUUCGUUGAUGCAGAUAAAUUUGACAACGUCGAAAUCUUGGCAACAUACGCAGAACACCCGGAUGUUCCGUCUUCUGAUUCAGGAAAAGGUCAGAGUGAAAACCCAGCUGCUGUAGUGCUAUGUGAUGUUGGAAGGGGUAAGGUUUUACUCACUGGUCCACAUCCUGAGUUCAAUGUCCGUUUUAUGAGGAAAUCCACAGAUAAGCAUUUUCUUGAAACAGUUGUGGAGAGCUUGAAAGCACAAGAAGUCGAGAGAUUGAAAUUUAUGAGAACGAUUCUUACCAAGACCGGAUUGAAUUGUAAUAAUGACUUCAACUAUGUAAGAGCUCCAAAUUUGACACCACUAUUUAUAGCUAGUGCCCCAAAUAAGCAGAAUUAUUUGCAAGAAAUGGAAAACAAUUUAGCUCAUCAAGGAGCGCGUGUUAAAAAUGCUGAGCUCUGCUUUAAAUUAAACGCAGAAACUGAUUCUUUCCAAUUUUAUAGGGGUUAUAGAGCCUCUUACAAUGCAGCGAGCUCGUCCUUGCUUCAUAAAGAGCCAGAUGAGGUUCCCAAGACAAUAAUAUUUCCGGGUGAAAAUGAAGACACUCCACCAUCUCAAUAUACGCCCAAUUUUGACAUGAGAGAGUACUUCAAGUAUCUGAAUGCUCAAAACACUUUAGGUUCUUUACUUUUAUAUGGCGAAGUUGUUACAUCAACGAGUACCAUAUUGAAUAAUAAUAAAUCUCUUUUAGGUUCAAUCCCUGAAAGCACUUUACUUCACGUAGGUACUAUUCAGGUUUCUGGACGUGGGAGAGGAGGGAACACUUGGAUUAACCCUAAAGGUGUUUGUGCUUCAACGGCAGUUGUAACAAUGCCACUUCAAUCUCCCGUAACUAAUCGAAAUAUAUCAGUUGUUUUUGUCCAGUAUCUUUCUAUGCUUGCUUAUUGUAAGGCGGUACUUUCAUACGCACCUGGAUUUUCAGAUAUUCCUGUUAGGAUCAAGUGGCCCAAUGAUCUUUACGCUUUGAGUCCAAGCUACUAUAGGCGUAAAAACUUACAACUGGUUAACACUGGUUUUGAGCAUACAAAGUUGCCCUUAGGUGAUAUCGAGCCUGCGUACCUUAAAAUCUCAGGUUUACUAGUUAAUACGCAUUUCGUAAACAACAAAUACUGUUUGUUACUUGGUUGUGGUAUAAAUUUGACUAGUGAUGGUCCUACAACUUCAUUACAAACUUGGAUUAAUAUCCUGAAUGAAGAACGUCAACAAUUAAACCUUGAUUUAUUGCCAGCGAUAAAGGCAGAAAAACUGCAAGCUCUCUAUAUGAAUAACCUUGAGGUCAUAUUAAAACAGUUUAUUAACUACGGAGCUGCGGAAAUAUUGCCAAGUUAUUAUGAGUUGUGGUUACAUAGUAACCAAAUAGUCACAUUACCAGAUCAUGGCAAUACGCAAGCCAUGAUUACCGGUAUCACGGAAGACUAUGGUUUACUGAUUGCAAAAGAAUUGGUAAGCGGUAGCCGCACUCAAUUUACAGGAAACGUUUAUAGUUUACAGCCGGAUGGUAACACAUUCGAUAUUUUUAAGAGCUUAAUUGCUAAAAAGGUUCAGAAUUAA
Messenger RNA from Saccharomyces paradoxus, 2073 nucleotides. RefSeq names its product biotin--[acetyl-CoA-carboxylase] ligase BPL1 (gene BPL1). Gene Ontology annotation, biological process: protein modification process. Lineage: Eukaryota; Fungi; Ascomycota; Saccharomycetes; Saccharomycetales; Saccharomycetaceae. Gene Ontology annotation, cellular component: cytoplasm. Bases 1 to 2073 code for a protein of 690 amino acids. The transcript has a single exon. Gene Ontology annotation, molecular function: biotin--[biotin carboxyl-carrier protein] ligase activity. The record is from RefSeq and is a predicted model, not a curated record.